AUGCGUUUUUCCACGGCCGUAACCGCUCUUUUCGCCCUCGCUCUCAGCGUUUCCGCCUCGCCGCUCGAGCAGAGACAGACUUGCGACAUCACGACGCCCGAAUACUGCCCGGGCGAUCUUGCUGGAUGCAAGGCAUUCUGCGACAACUUCGAUUAUCUCCAGGCCAGCUGCAACAAUGGGCAGUGCUGCUGCUUCUAA
Trematosphaeria pertusa is the source of this 198-nucleotide messenger RNA. RefSeq lists its product as uncharacterized. The coding region runs from base 1 to 198 and encodes 65 amino acids. Lineage: Eukaryota; Fungi; Ascomycota; Dothideomycetes; Pleosporales; Trematosphaeriaceae. The transcript has 2 exons. The record is from RefSeq and is a predicted model, not a curated record.